ACGAACGUUUGUGUGUGUGUGUGUGUGUGUGUGUGUUGGGGGGGACGGGCCCUGAUCCGGGCUCCCCCGACCCCCAGAGCCGCGGAGCCCCCACGCCAGCCCGGCGCCGCCCUCAGCCGCGGGAGGCCUGGGGCCGCCGGGUGUCGGGUGAGACGCGGAGUGUCCAGGAAGCCGAGUGGCCCAGCAGAACUUGGAAGCCACCAUGGGAGAUGAAGAUUGGGAAGCAGAAAUAGUCAAGCCCCACAUGUCUUCGUAUGUCCCGGUGUUCGAGAAGGAUAGAUAUUCUUCUGGGGCAAAUGGAGACACUUUUAAUAGGACUCCAGCUUCAUCAUCAGAAAUGGAUGAUGGGCCUACUCGAAGAGAUCCUUUCAUGAGAAGUGGAUUCCCUUCUGGGAGGAGUUUGGGAACCAGAGAUGCUGGCGAGUCUAAUAAAAGGGAGGCUACAUCCACAAUGGGUGGCUUUGGAGUUGGGAAGGGUUUUGGCAACAGAGGGUUUUCAAAUAGCAAGUUUGAAGAAGGUGAUAGCUCCGGUUUCUGGAGAGAGUCUAAUAAUGAUUGUGAAGAUAACCAGACACGGAGCAGAGGGUUUUCCAAGAGAGGCGGCUAUCAAGAUGGAAAUGAUUCUGAAGCUUCAGGGUCAUCCAGAAGAGGUGGAAGAGGUAGUUUCCGAGGUUGCCAUGCAGGAUUUGGUCUAGGAAGUCCAAGUAAUGAGUAUGAACAAGAUGAGGGGACACAGCGUUCUGGUGGCCUCUUUGGUUCUAGAAGACCAGCAUUAAGUGACACAGGUAAUGGUGACACUUAUCCAAGCAGAGGUGGUGGUGCAAGUGGGCGAGGUGGUUACAAAGGCUUGAAUGAAGAAGUAGUAACUGGUUCUGGAAAGAAUUCUUGGAAGUCAGAAGCUGAAGGAGGAGAAAGUGGUGACACCCAAGGACCAAAAGUGACCUACAUACCACCUCCUCCUCCUGAGGAUGAGGACUCCAUCUUUGCACAUUAUCAGACAGGCAUAAACUUUGACAAAUAUGAUACUAUUCUUGUAGAAGUAUCUGGACAUGAUGCACCACCAGCAAUUUUGACCUUUGAAGAAGCCAAUCUCUGUCAGACAUUGAAUAAAAACAUCGCUAAAGCUGGCUAUACUAAGCUGACUCCUGUGCAGAAAUACAGUAUUCCUAUUAUAUUAGCAGGACGAGAUUUAAUGGCGUGUGCUCAGACAGGGUCUGGAAAGACUGCAGCUUUUCUCUUGCCAAUUUUGGCUCAUAUGAUGCAAGAUGGGAUAACUGCUAGUCGUUUCAAAGAGUUACAGGAACCAGAAUGUAUUAUUGUUGCACCAACUCGAGAACUGAUCAAUCAGAUCUACUUGGAAGCCAGAAAAUUUUCUUUUGGGACUUGCGUAAGAGCUGUUGUUAUAUAUGGAGGAACUCAGUUGGGACAUUCAAUCCGACAAAUAGUGCAGGGCUGUAAUAUAUUGUGUGCUACCCCUGGGAGGCUGAUGGACAUCAUCAGCAAAGAAAAGAUUGGGCUCCGACAAGUCAAAUACUUAGUUCUGGAUGAAGCUGACCGCAUGCUGGAUAUGGGUUUUGGACCAGAAAUGAAGAAAUUAAUUUCUUGCCCCGGGAUGCCAACAAAAGAACAGCGCCAAACACUUAUGUUUAGUGCAACUUUCCCAGAAGAAAUUCAGAGGUUGGCUGGAGAAUUUUUAAAGUCAAAUUAUUUAUUUGUUGCUGUUGGACAAGUGGGUGGAGCAUGCAGAGAUGUUCAGCAGAGUGUUCUUCAAGUUGGCCAGUACUCAAAAAGAGAAAAACUUGUUGAAAUCCUACGAAACAUAGGUGAUGAAAGGACUAUGGUCUUCGUUGAAACUAAGAAAAAAGCAGAUUUCAUUGCUACUUUUCUUUGUCAAGAAAAAAUAUCAACUACAAGUAUUCAUGGUGAUCGAGAGCAAAGAGAGAGAGAACAAGCUCUUGGAGAUUUUCGCUGUGGAAAGUGUCCAGUUCUUGUUGCUACUUCAGUGGCUGCCAGAGGACUGGAUAUUGAAAAUGUUCAGCAUGUUAUAAAUUUUGAUCUACCGUCUACCAUUGAUGAAUAUGUUCAUCGAAUUGGGCGUACUGGUCGUUGUGGAAAUACUGGAAGAGCUAUUUCCUUUUUUGAUCCUGAAUCAGAUAGCCACUUAGCACAACCUCUUGUGAAAGUACUCUCAGAUGCUCAGCAGGAUGUUCCAGCAUGGUUGGAAGAAAUUGCAUUUAGUACAUAUGUGCCUGGCUUCAGUGGGAGCACAAGAGGAAAUGUGUUUGCAUCAGUUGAUACCAGAAAGAAUUUCCAGAGCAAGAACACCUUGAACACAGGAGGAUUUUCUUCUUCACAAGCUCCCAACCCAGUAGAUGAUGAGUCAUGGGAUUAACACUUAGCCAACCUUCACAUUUGUGGUAUCAUUUUGAUGGAAAGAAGAAAAUAGUUUUGAUUUUUGAGUUUUCAACAAAAUUGUGUAACCUGGUACUCUCUGGUAGUCGUCCUUUUGUUCUCAUUCCCACCCUUAAAGAAAUCUUAUUGACUAGUUCAGUGAAAUGCUGAAAGUUGACAACAUUGCAGUUACUGAUACGGUGUUAACUGGGAAAGAUUAAAGCAUUCCAAAUGUC
Molecule: messenger RNA, 2627 nt
Organism: Erinaceus europaeus (western European hedgehog)
Lineage: Eukaryota; Metazoa; Chordata; Mammalia; Eulipotyphla; Erinaceidae
Gene: DDX4
Product: DEAD-box helicase 4
Exons: 22
Coding region: 203-2392 (729 amino acids)
Biological process (GO): gamete generation; cell differentiation
Cellular component (GO): nucleus; P granule
Molecular function (GO): RNA binding; RNA helicase activity; ATP binding
Source: RefSeq, a predicted model, not a curated record